AUGCAGCGUGUGCUGGUGCUGCUAUGGUUCUCCGCCACAAGCGUGGAGACGACCUUGCCAGCGACGGAUCUUGAUGCAGCUCUACGCAAGGAGUUCGACAAGGAGAGCUGCCCCGGUGCUGCGGGCGAAGCCUCGUGGUUGCAGCGCAGCGCUCGUCGGAAAAGUCUCCAGGAGCUGUACGAGGGCUCGGAGACUCGUCAGAAUGCCUCAGCGGCCCUCAGCGAGGACAAGCAGUACUGCGACUCCCACACGGGUGGAAGCUGUCGCUUCUGGAGCUGCUCAGCAUCCCGCGGCCCCACUAUGUGUACAGCCUACCAAUGUCUCUGCAAGCCCGGAUUCUGCGCUGUUGACGGCGUUUGCAAGGAGCGUACAGCUCACGCUGUGGACACGUGCGGCAGGCAAACAGGAGGAAGCUGUACACUGUGGGGGUGCGCCUCCUAUCGCGGGCCGGUGGAGUGCGUGAACCAGGAAUGUCUUUGCAAAGAGGGAUAUUGCAGCGCCGGCGAUGGCACUUGCAAGAAGCCCAAGCCAGCGAUCAAAGCUCGCGUGGCAGCUGUGAACUCCAGACAGCCUUUCUUCCCAGACUCACAGGCCCACGUGCGCACUGGAAUUUGCUUCAGUGGUGGGGGCUCCCGCGCGCUCUCUGUGACCCUCGGAGUGCUGCGUGCUUUGGAGAGCUUGCAGCUCAUACCUCACAUUGAUGCUAUAUCGAGUGUUUCCGGUGGAACAUGGGCGUCUUCCAUCUACAUGUUUGCAAAGGAUGUCUCGGUCAAGGAGUUGCUUGGAGAGGACACGGUUCCGAACGACUUGACCAUGGACCUCCUGGAACGUGAACCUCCACGACUCGGCGAUGUCGCCACCACCAGCAUCAACAUCUUCUGGACCAUCGUGGGCAAAUGGGCACAUGGGAAAUCGAAUCCGCGCGAUAUGUGGAUUGACGUCUACGCCAAAACCGUCCUCGAGCCUUUCGGCCUGGCAAAUAGGAGCCAGUUCAUGGCCGCAGAUGAAGCGAGCCUGCGGCGAAUCCUUGCUGAAAACCCAAGCCUACAGCGGGAGCAGUUUCUGAUCCCGAACCCAUUGCGUCCAAAGACAUAUAUCAUGGGUGGGACUAUUCUCGCACCGGUUGGCUUGGAAGCCACGGAAAGGAGUGCUGUGAAUCUGCAGAUGUCUCCAGACUACACUGGCUCUCCAUUCUAUCCGGAGGACAAGGUUGUCUCCUACGACGGCAAGGAUACUCGGGAGUUCCUUCUCGGUGGUGGCUUGGUCGAGAGCUUUGCCUUCGGUGGCUCUGCGCCCAUCUCCGAAAAUGGGCAGAUGGGAGGAAGCCAAGUUAGCAUGGAGGCACCGCCGUCGGCAUUCAGCCUCGCUGAUGCAGUCGGGAUCAGCAGCGCUGCCUUUGCAUCAGUGCUGGUGACUGCCUCUGGCUGGAUGCACCUCUUCGCGCAACACGCCCAAGAAUAUCUUCCGACCAGAGACUACUGGCCAGUGACCUCCGUCCUCUUCAAAGAGCGGAGGCCGGCCAUGAAGCACGUCUUGGGGGAUGGCGCUGAGACGGACAACACGGGCAUGAUGGCGCUGCUGCAGCGAAGGGCAACCAAAAUCGUCGUCGUUCACAACACCAACGUUGAGCUCUCGGAGGAAAUAGAUUUCUGUGGAAGUUUGUUCGACAUCACACAACUCGCGCUUCACGGCAAAGUAUCGAAUGACUUGCUCGACAAGUUCGGGUACAUUGCUGAAAAUCCGGGCGAGUAUUUGGUUCACAACCAGGUUUUCAACCGCAACGAGCUGCAGCCCCUCCUGUGUGAGUUCCAGAAGAAGCGGAAAUCUGGCGAUGCAUUGGUGGUGGAGCGGCAGCUGAAGGUGCUGGAGAACAAGAAAUGGGGCAUACAAGGGAACUGGACAGCGUCCGUGAUUUUUGUUUAUCUGAACAGCUGCAAGCGCUUCGACGUGAACCUGCCACCGGAGACGCUGCAGGAGGUGCAGAAGGGCAGUGGGGGCAAGUUUGCACACUGGCCGCACUUCAAGACGUCAAAUCAAAAUUCCGGGAAGUUCACGACCUACACGAACGAGCAGGUAAAUCUUUUGUCAGCAUUUGGAGAGUACAUGAUCCGUUCCAACGAAGACAUGUUCAUGCGGUUCUUUCGCUCCUGA
Symbiodinium sp. CCMP2592 is the source of this 2151-nucleotide messenger RNA. The record is from the annotation of a GenBank genome assembly. NCBI's taxonomy places the organism in Eukaryota, Dinophyceae, Suessiales, Symbiodiniaceae.